Mytilus trossulus (common blue mussel) is the source of this 2754-nucleotide messenger RNA. RefSeq names its product aquaporin-like. Gene Ontology annotation, molecular function: water channel activity. Gene Ontology annotation, biological process: transmembrane transport; water transport. Bases 372 to 1199 code for a protein of 275 amino acids. NCBI's taxonomy places the organism in Eukaryota, Metazoa, Mollusca, Bivalvia, Mytilida, Mytilidae. The record is from RefSeq and is a predicted model, not a curated record. Gene Ontology annotation, cellular component: plasma membrane. The transcript is spliced from 3 exons.
UUUAACAUUAUUUGAAGCUUAUGUAAUAUUCAAGCUUGAUCUAUAUGAGAAGUUCACCAGAGUGUUUCGAAUAUAUUGUGUAAGAAAAAUGUAUUAUAUUUCAACAAGUACUAUGAGUUUGAUAUAGAUUAUAAAACUACAAAACCAUAACCGUGAAGUAUCUUCAAGCUGAGACAAUUUCAGUAUACUUAUUUUGAUGAUUCACAUAUUGUCAGUUACAAGAAAGGUCUCAACUUCAUCAAACAAAUAUAGUUGGAAAUUUUGAAUUUUAAUUGGACAAAACUUAUAUUAAUUGUUACUGAAUUUAGUUUGAACAUACAUUAUACAAAUUAUACAAAUCAAAAAGAAACCCCGAAAACAGCCAUUCGAGAAUGCCUGGUUUUUUCUCUAAAGAGAUUAAGGAUUUGUUUUCCGUUGAUCUAUAUAGAGCUUGUGCAGCAGAAUUUAUUGGAGUGUUAUUGCUGACGUUUAUGGCGUUGGGAACUGGUAUAACCAGUCCCGGUGAUCCCGUUGCUGCUUCAAUAGAAGCUGGUUUCUUUAUUGGUUGUGCAAUUAGAAUACUAUCCACUGUCAGUGGUGGUCACGUUAAUCCAGCUAUAAGUGUUGGAUUUCUGGUUCUUGGACAAAUAACAGUGAUCCGUUUUAUAUUUUAUUCCAUCAUACAGACACUCGGGUCUGCGGCCGGUGCGGCUUUACUUAAAGCUAUAGUACCUGCAAACCAGACAACCAAUGACUUAGGAAUAAUAUUUCCCGCCUCAGGAGUGAACGACGCACAGGCAAUAGUUUGUGAAAUGAUUAUUACUUUCUUUCUGCUUUUCGGAACAUUUGCCAUGAUCGAUCCAAAGAGAAUAGAUGUCAAUGGGUUUGCACCAUUCCAAAUCGGACUUAUUGUUGUCAUCAAUAUAUUUGCCACUUUCAACCUAUCAGGUGGCUGCAUGAAUCCAGCAAGAACGUUUGGUCCGUCAAUUGUAGCUGGUAUAUAUGACAAAUCAUGGAUUUAUUGGGUCGGAGAUAUGACUGGUGCAGUUUUGGGAGCUCUACUUUAUGACAAAAUCUUCUCUACAACAGCAUGUAAACGUUGGAUAAAGGCAGACUUCAGAAGAUGUAACGCAAGUAACGAAGAGAGCGAGACCUUCGACGACAAACUGGCAACUUAUAAAAAGACUGGACCUGACGAACAUAGUCAUGAAAUGUUUUAGGUUAAUCUCGUAAUUGUUUUUUAAUAAUGAGCGAUUUCUGAAAUAACAUGGAAUAUUGAAGGAAGGUGUUUGUGGCCAUUGUUUAUAAUUCGAUUCUUUAGGGUUUAUUAAUUGUCCUUAUAUAUAUGUUCAGCUGUUAUAUACAAAUGAAAUACUAGUAUUUUAUCUAUUUUUUUAUAUUAAAAUAUAGUUCAAUAAUAAUUUUCUUAUUACAUUAUAUUAAUGGAAUAAUCGGCCAAUAGAGUAUGUCGAAUUAUUGGGGUAAUACAUGUAAUUUAUUAAAAUAUAUUUAUACAUUAUACUUACUUAAUUUAUAUUCAACCUUGUAUUAAUAUUUGAAUUCAUUUUAAAUAUUUUUGAAAACGAAUUCUGUUCGCUUGUAAAGAAAAAAGAUUUGAAAAUUUACCUGAACUUCAACUUGUAUUGUACAGCAAAUGGGUGAUUUUCCUUUCGUUAUCCUUUUUUAAUAGAUUCCCAUAGAAACAGGGUUUCCAAAUGAAUUUCAAAGCUUUUAUUUGAAUGUUUCAAAUUAUAUCAGAUGUAUAUGAUAUAUAUGGGAAUUGCUUAUGACGUUUAGCUGCAAAUGCUAUAUCCUAGUUCUCUUUUUUUUUAAAUAUAAGUUAGAAAUGAUCUGUUUGUUACGUCGUCUUCAGUAAAAAAUAACAAUCCUGCAGAAACAGAGUUCGCUUCAAAGUUUUGAACAUUUUAGUUUGAUGAUAUUGAUACCGAAUGUAUAUGAGAAUUGCAUGUCAUGUUUUAAUUGGCUGCAAGAAGAUUAAAGGAGAUACCAAAUACCUUAGUUGCAUGUGUAAUCGGAUUUUUUAUUCUGUAUAUUCUGUAGUAAUAUAUUAUUAUAUAUAUUACAGGAUACAUUAUUUGUAUUUCUAUACAAAAAUUUGCUUUUAUUUUGAAAAGCUAGUAGCAGUACGCACUUGUUAUAUUUAAACAAGAACAAAAUGUCUCAUGUUUAUUUUUUAUUUUUACAUUUUCAAAAAAUGACUUCAUUAAACAAUGACAAAAAGUUUCGUCAUGGAUGACACAUCUGUAAUACAUCUAUGGUUUCAUCAACCGUAUUCUAUCGAUGUGAUCUUUUCAUUUCCAAUAAUGAAUUGAAGUUGGUUGGUAGUAACCAACUGACCGAAUGGGAUGAUGAUUUUUUUUAUUAGAAAUAUUUAGAUAAAUAAAAAAAUAAAUUAUAUAAUUUAUGAAAUAAACUGUAACCAUAAUGUAAGAAGUCAUGCGAUCUGUAUAUCACGUUACUACACGGGUUCUUGUCGCGAUAUCUCCUAUAAAAAUAGAGAACAGAUGCUUUUAAUCAUCAUUUAACUUAGAGUAUUUUGUAUCAGGUUUAGAUAUAAUUUUUAUUUUUAAACAAUUAUAUUUUAUUACGAUGGGAAAUUCAAACACCAGACACAACUUAAGGAGAUAUAAGACAAUUUAUCUCAUUUUAUAUUUUUUCACUUAAAAGUGCAUAUUUUUUAUUUAUAUACAGGAAAUGUAGUUGUACUCUUAUAAUUUUAAUAACUUAAAUGUUAUAUUAAAACUAGUACCAAUA